Messenger RNA from Petromyzon marinus (sea lamprey), 1570 nucleotides. RefSeq names its product neuronal membrane glycoprotein M6-b-like. Lineage: Eukaryota; Metazoa; Chordata; Hyperoartia; Petromyzontiformes; Petromyzontidae. Gene Ontology annotation, biological process: neuron projection development. Gene Ontology annotation, cellular component: plasma membrane. The record is from RefSeq and is a predicted model, not a curated record.
ACACAGAGACACAGAGGUAGAGAGAGAGAGACACACACACAGAGACACACAGAGAGACACAGAAACACACAGAGAGACACAGAGACACAGAGAGACACACAGAGACACAGAAAGAGACUGAGAUUGGGCCGUGCAUCACAAUGGAGACGACGACUACUGACGUGACGCCCGUGAAAACACGCUGUGCCGAGUGUUGCGUGCGCUGCCUAGGGGGGGUGCCCUACGCCUCGCUGGUGGCCACGCUGCUCUGCUUCGCCGGCGUGGCGCUGUUCUGCGGCUGUGGCCACGAAGCGCUGGGCAACGCCCUGGCACUGCUGGAUGAACACUUCCUGUACCCACACCACGACAGCCUGCUGCUCUUCCAAGUGGUGGACGUGGUGCGCUUCUCCAUGUACGGCACGGUGGCUGCGUUCCUGCUCCUGGGAAUUCUCCUCUUCACCGAGGGCUUCUUCACGACCGGCGCCGUGCAGGGCCGGCAUGGAGACUUCAAGACCACCGCCUGUGGACGCUGCAUCAGCGCCAUGUUUAUAGGGCUCACCUACCUGCUCACUCUGCUCUGGCUCGGCGUUCUGGGGCUCGCCGCUCUGCCGGUCUUCCUCACCCUCAACAUUCGCUCGUCGUGCCACGCGGCGCUCACCGCAGCCCCCAACUCAUCCACCCCCCCGGUGUGCGUCGACCUGCGCCAGUACGGAAUCCUGCCGUGGAAUCACUCGACGGCCCUUCUGUGCGACCGAGCCCUGGAAAAUAUGUGUAACACGCAGGAGUUCAUCCUCGCUCACCACCUCUUCAUCGUUGCCUACGCUGGUGCCGGGGCGACCGUCAUCGCCAUGAUCCACUACCUCAUGGUGCUGACGGCCAACUGGGGCUACGUGAAGACCUUCGCCGCUUCAGCUUCGUCCCCGGGGGCAGCGGCCCCCUGCAGCGGCAGCGCCCAGCAGGGGGCGCUGGGAGGGGGCGACGCGGAGCUGGGGGAUCUCCACAACGGGAAGGGGGUCGCCGCCACCUCCCCACAAGACCCCUGAAACCCCCUUGAGCCCCCUCCCACCUCCACAAGACCCCCCCCCCCCCCCCCCCAAGAUCCCCCUGAGCCACUCGCCACGACCUCCGACCCACGAGCCCCUGAUAUCCCUUAGUGCUCUAUCCGUGCCCCCUGUGACCCCUGAGUACCCCUGUGACCUGUGACCUGUGCGACUGCGAAGGGUGCACCUCCUGGUAGUUUGACACCGCGACCCAUGACCCCUUCAACCCAGCCCUGACCCCUGACUCCCUGAAUCUUGACCCCCAACCUCUAACCUCCCAUCAGUGUCCGUGACCUCUUGCCUCUCCCGAUCUGUGAUCCUGGCUACCCCCACCCCCACCCCCCGUGAGCUGUGACCCCUGUGCUGUUGCUCAAUAAGCGGUGACCUUUAACCCCUGAUCCGUCUGACCCUCAAUGACGUUUCCUGUUCACUCCAGCAUUGCUCAGUGACCCCUCCGCUCCCCGUCUCUCUCCUGUCUCUCGCCUGUCUCUCCUGUUUCUCUCUCCAUCUCUCUCCUGUCUCUCUCUCCAUCUCUCUCCUGUCUCUCUCUC